UCGCCUAGUCCCUCACUCCGAAAGCCCUUCGCCCCCCUCCCCCCAAACGCGUACAGAACCCUGGAUGGAGAUGGACGCAGAGGGCUCCCUUGACCAUAUGCGCAACUCAGCCAGCCCCGUCAAGGCGGAGGGCGAUGGUGGCAGCGCGCAGCCAGCCGACUGCUCCGGCUUGCUCGGCUCCGUGGGCAUCGGUGACGACGAGAGCCCCUUCGAGGAGUUCCCCACCGUGCCGAUGGCUCGCAAUGGAAGCCCACUCGGCACGCCGACAGAGAUGGACGAUCGCGCCAGAGACGAGGAGAUGUCCUGCUCUGGGGGGAUCCGACUGCCCAAUGGGAAGCUGAAGUGCGACAUCUGCGGCAUGGUCUGCAUCGGACCCAACGUCCUCAUGGUGCACAAACGCAGCCACACAGGCGAGCGGCCUUUUCACUGCAACCAGUGCGGAGCGUCGUUCACCCAAAAGGGCAACCUACUACGCCACGUCAAGCUGCACACGGGAGAGAAGCCUUACAAGUGCCACCUGUGCAGCUACGCGUGCCGGCGGAGGGACGCCCUCACCGGUCACCUCCGCACCCACUCAGUGGGGAAGCCACACAAGUGCUGCUACUGUGGGCGGAGCUACAAGCAGAGGAGCUCACUGGAGGAGCACAAGGAGCGCUGCCACUCGUACCUACAGGGCCUGCAGACCGGCCACUUCCCAGCUCUCUCAGGCGGUGGAGAAAUCAAAGAGCCAGUGUAUACAACUGAUAAGAACCUGGACAGGUCAGUGCUGUUAAACCAGCUGGCGUACAAUGUUGCCAAGAGAAAGAGCAGCGUGCCACAGAAAUUUAUCGGUGACAGACAGCUUCCUCUUUCGAUGCCACACCUGCAGUACGACAUGAGCGCCGCCUUUGACAAGGACUCGCUGCUGAUACAAACGCGCGUCAUGGACCAAGCCAUCAACAACGCCAUUUCCUACCUCGGCGCCAAGACCCUGCGCCCCUUUGUGCAGCCUCCGGUGGGUGCGGUGUCAGACCUGCCCCAUGCUGUCGGUGGGGUCUACCCCAACUUCUACACACUUCCCACAGCAGACAUGAACCCCGCCAGCGAUAGAGCUCUCAACAGCUAUGCGGGUGCAGGUCGCUCACCUAGCCUCCAGGUCAGGGAAAAACGUCCGGCGCCAGACCGUGCCACUUCGCCGAGCCACAGCUUGGAGGACAGCGCAGACGCCGAGAGCAUUCCAGAGGAACACAACUCGACAGGACACCCGACAGACUACUCGUUGGCAUCGCGUGAGAGGGGCGCGGAGGAAGCCAGCAAAACAGACUUCAAGGAGGCAAUGGACGAUGAGAAGGGCAGUGAGGACGGAAAGCCCCUGGAUGAUGGAAGGGUGCUAAAUGGGCUGGCAGAUCAAGACACAUUCAGCGUAGUCAACAGUGACGGGGAGAAAAUCCGGGCCUACAAGUGUCAGCACUGCCGUGUGCUUUUCCUUGACCACGUCAUGUACACAAUUCACAUGGGAUGUCACGGCUUUCGAGACCCAUUUGAGUGUAAUAUGUGUGGCUAUCACAGCCAGGACCGCUAUGAGUUUUCUUCUCACAUUGUGCGAGGGGAGCAUUCUGUUUUAUAGAAGAAGAAAAAGGUUUUUUUUUUCAAUGCACAAAUUAUUUUGCACAAGAAUGGUUAUACUGUAUGUGCACGCCUGCAGUGCUUCCCACCUUUGAGGUGUGUGUCUAUGUAGCCAGCUGGUGAAUGAGUAGGGAAAUGUGUACAUUACCUUUGUAUUAGACCAAUGGUUGUUGCAACGCAAGACUCUUUUCACAGUGGUUAUAGAUCAUUUUGCAUCAUAUCUUUGACACCCAUCUUCUUCUGUACGUAAUGAGGAUUGAGGUAAAACAUACCUUUUAAAGUAAUGUUAAACAUAUUGUAUGCGACUCUUUCAUGCAAAUUUGAUCAUAACACUGCUUGUCACAUAAACAUAAUUGUCAAUGUAAAAUAGCACGUAAUCAUAAUUUUAAAACAGGAAUUUUAUUAAGUGUACAUAUUAAACUAUUAUAUUAAUUCAUAGGAGUUACAUUUAAUGGACAGUUAUUUAGUUUUCUUUCUGGAUACCUAACAGUAAGAGAGCCAUCAUUGAUCCAUUUAUAAUUCACAGCCUGUUUUUUUUUUAAGGUUUCUGAAACUGCUUUUGUUUGAGCAUUAAUAUGUUAUUGCAUGACUUUGUAUUGUUUCCAUACUUUUCAUGUUAGAACAUGGAACUCAGAUGUGAUAUUUUGGUCCUCAUUGUUCGGUUGUAUUAUCACUUUUGUAAAUGUGUUCCAUCUUGACUUAAAGCUUUCGUGACUGCAGGAAUUCAUAUUCUUUGGGUCUUUUGGUAAAGCCCCGUAGAUAGAGAAAAUAAAAUAAAAAAUAUUAUUUGUUAUUAUUUGUAUUAUUUGUUCUAUCGACGUGGCUUUCCCGAAAGAACCAAAGAAUAUAAAUGUGUUCCAUUAUCGAUGUCAAUAUUGCAUGCAUUUUCUUUUAGAUAAUUUAAACUGGUUAUGGCUGACAACACAGGAAUACAGUUUGCUUCACCAGUGGACUUUUUGUUAAAUAACUUGCUCAGAACUGUUCGAAUUUAUAUGUAUAUAUACAAUACAGUAAUGAUACUAUCUUGAUUUGAAGUUUUCGUGACUGCAGGAAUCCAUAUUCUUUGGUUCUUUCGGUAAAGUCACCUACGUGACGUAGGUGACUUACGUGACGUAGGUGACUUUACCGAAAGAACCAAAGAGUAUAGUAAUGAUACUACUAUAUAUAGUGAGGUACAUGGAUGUACGUAUUUAUAUAUGUAUACAGUGAAACUAAUGUUUUGAAAACCUCUUGUGAUGACCAUUUAUCAAGACUGGCAUGCUGGUGUGUGUAUAAAAAUACUUAUGAGUUAGAAUGAGAAUCAGGUUGACAUAUAAAGCAUGAAAACUGAGGUGUAUUUUCAUAAAGCCAUGGAAUAUGCACAUUGGCUUUAUUCAUCAUAUCCAUAUUCAGUAUUGAUAUGUUAUUAGGGGCUAACAUUUUUACUAAAGUUUUUGACUUGCCUAAUUAUAACCAAAUUUUACAAAUGUGUUGUUUUCUCUUUUAUGAGCGAACUCUCAUUGCCAUCACUAAAAGACCAUCCAUAAUUCCCUGGUACAAUUAUUAUUGUGAAACCUAAGAUUGUAGCCAAUGCAUAUGAAAUGUAUACUUCUGUAUCAAAAUUCUUCUGUCGUUUUUAACGUGUUGCUGCCUCUUACAAGGUGGUCUAAAAUGUGGUUUCGUGUAUUGUAUGCAGCACAUCCGGUAUUCAUGACUGAGUUUGAUAUAAAGCACAAGCUGCCCCUUAACCAUAGCCAAGACCAAGCCCUCAAUUUCUCAAUAACUUCAAAUGCCAAACCAAAACAGUAACCACCGUUCACACUUUCUUCCACUGUACCUAACCAAUGUCUGUAAAGUAACGCUUUAGGCAGUUCAAAGCUAGGAAAUUAAAAGUGUAUGUUUGCAUAACGUUUUCAGGGUUCCACAUAUGCAGUUUGUUGCGUUAGUAUGCCGAUAUUGCAGAUACAGGAACGAUUCAUAGGAAAAUAAUUAUUAAUGAAAAGUAAAUUAAAAAUACCACACCACCAUUGAUAUCUAGAUAAAACACACUUGCAACAUUGGAUAUAUCAGUUCUUAGAGCAGGAGAUAAAAUUAACAACGUUUCAUUAGACCAUGAAAAACACUUUAUUAACUCUGAGGUGCAUUACGUGGUAUGGAGGUUGUUGACUUGAAUAUUUUGACAGGAUCAAAAAAAAAUUAUUUUCUAGGAUUGUGUGCAACAUUUAUCAAAUUUUGUAUGCCACACUAAACUCAUGGCUGAUGCAUUUAGAAACAAAUUCAAGACUUACAUUUACAUUGUCUGAUUUCCAUAUAGUAUUGAGGGGAUUUUGCACGGUAAGCUUUAAUCGUGCUCAUGACAGUUUUCCUUUUAAAGCCACCAUUUUAUGCAAAAGGUUAUACACAGUUUAUUAUUCGUCAAUUUGCCAUUAAACGCAGCAGCUGAAAAUAGAAAUAACGCUCUUAACGUUAAUUUUCACAGGAAUGGAAUAAGUUUAAUAGUUUAUGUUUAAAGGAUCAAUAAUAAUCAUGUGAAACAUAAAAACAUUAACGUAACUUCCGGGGUUUUACCCGAAAUAUAUUUUAAAAAAACUGUUCUAUGAACUAAAUGCAGGCUUCCUGUUUAAAUGAACUUUAGCAACAUAUUUAAGAAUACAUGUAAUCUGUGAAGGAGAUUUGCCAUAAUGGUUCAUGUGAAAGGGUGACCACUAUCAAGAUAAGCAGGAAUAAAGCAGUUCUCUAGCAAUAUGUGCAUCAACUGUGUGAGAGCAAUGUUUGCUUCAGAAUUCUCUGCUCCGACAAAUGGUGGUAAAGUAUCAGUGCCCUGUGCUUUCAAAUUCACAUUUCCACAAGUGAAUGUUGAAGUAUCCUCAAUGGGAUGACCUACAAACUAGUUAUAGGCUCUAUAUUGUUUCGUCUCGCUGUUAUAUGCAGCAAGAUUGCAUAGGAUUUCACUCCGUGAAUAUUUUAGCCCAUCGAUCGGAAGCUGCAGAAAUAUCUGCAUUUAACAAGAUUUGAUACGAGAGGCCGUUGUAUACACGCUGAAUGGGGAACAAAAAAAAUAUACACGCAUAUUUUUAAUUGUCCUUUAAGGGUGUUUGAUUCAUGCUCCAAAAGGAAAUUAAGGGGGGUUUGUUAAAGGAAGUUGCUGCUUCCGUAGCUUUCUGCUGCUGGCUGUGGUGGCGGCGAGUUAUCGCUGAGCAUCUGAUGCCUGGGAGCCUGUGUACACACUCGCGUUUAAGACACAUUUAUUGAUCAACGUGCAGUUUGGGAAACACUUGUCUCGGAGCCCAUUAUUGUUGCUAUAUGAAUUGAAUGAAAUAAAUGUUUACAAUUGAAUUAUUUUGGAACAUGUGUCUAACAAGUUCUUUGUUGUGCGGU
Lethenteron reissneri (Far Eastern brook lamprey) is the source of this 4962-nucleotide messenger RNA. RefSeq names its product zinc finger protein Helios-like. Gene Ontology annotation, biological process: regulation of transcription by RNA polymerase II. The record is from RefSeq and is a predicted model, not a curated record. Gene Ontology annotation, molecular function: DNA-binding transcription factor activity; RNA polymerase II cis-regulatory region sequence-specific DNA binding. Lineage: Eukaryota; Metazoa; Chordata; Hyperoartia; Petromyzontiformes; Petromyzontidae.